Molecule: messenger RNA, 732 nt
Organism: Panicum virgatum (switchgrass)
Lineage: Eukaryota; Viridiplantae; Streptophyta; Magnoliopsida; Poales; Poaceae
Exons: 2
Coding region: 153-599 (148 amino acids)
Source: RefSeq, a predicted model, not a curated record
CCGUCGUCCUCCUCCCGGCCGCUUGCUCCUUUGCGCUGCGGCCACCGUGCGAACGGAUCUCUACAUCCUCCCCUCCCUCCGGCGUCCGAGUCUAAUAGGCGGCUACAGAUCAUCCGGUCCACGCGGGCGCGCGUCUCCGGCCGUGGCCACCGAUGGCCGGCACCACCGUGUGCUCCAUGUGCGGCGACGUCGGCUUCCCCGACAAGCUCUUCCGCUGCGCGCGCUGCCGCCUCCGCUACCAGCACUCCUACUGCACAAACUACUACGGCGACACCGCCCCGGCGGAGGCGGGCGCGGGCGUCUGCGACUGGUGCCUCAGCGACGAGGUCGGCAGCGGGAAGAAGCGGCCGCACAACUCCUCGGCGUCGUCGGGGUGCAGCAAGCAGCAGCAGCAGGCGGCGGCGCAAGCCAGGAGCAGCGAGCAGCCGCCGCCGUUCCCGCCCAGCGGAUGCGGCAAGGGCGGCGAGCCCGCAGGUACAAGCUCCUCAAGGACGUGCUGUGCUAGCGAGCUGCCCGGCUACCUAGCAGCCCGGCGUGCUCGAUCGUUGUGCCGUAACACAAUGCUCGCUACUUAUAUUAGACAGGUAAAAUUAGAUUAGCUCGCCCUAGAUCUAGAUGGUUCGAUCUUUUUUUUUUACCAUGCGUCCUUGUACGAGUGCUUGUGGCUUAUGAGGGAGUGGUUAUGCAUGUGUAGAAGCUAGCUGCUGCCUUUGCCGAGACUCUUCAUCAUCA